Messenger RNA from Penaeus vannamei (Pacific white shrimp), 1428 nucleotides. Lineage: Eukaryota; Metazoa; Arthropoda; Malacostraca; Decapoda; Penaeidae. The record is from RefSeq and is a predicted model, not a curated record.
AGGUGGUGAACGACUGGAAGUUCGCAGCAAUGGUUGUGGACCGACUGUGUCUGCUGGUGUUCACGUUGUUCACGGUGAUUGCCACAGUCGCUGUGCUUCUCUCGGCCCCGCACAUUUAAUAACGUGGCUCCAUGUAUCCCGCAGGUGAGGAGCGACUGGAAGUUCGCGGCGAUGGUGGUGGACCGACUGUGUCUGAUCGUGUUCACGCUGUUCACAAUGACUGCCACAGUCGCUGUGCUUCUUUCGGCCCCGCACAUUAUCGUUCCCUAAUAAUUAAGCGGCCGGCAGACGUAACCGGGGGCGGCGAAGUGGCCCCGCGCACCGAAGCGGUGCUCGCGGCCACGUCGCCGCCCCGGCCGGAAUUUUUGUGGUCUGUCUGCAUCAUUCCAGCCCGUUGUCUCCGGCUGCCCCGCCCCGUCGGCCGCGAGGGCUCCGCGUGGACCCUCGGCCGCGAGAGGUUGGCGACCUUCCUUGUUCUGGUCACGAUGCUUCCAUAAGUGCCAAAGGGGCGGCCAGAGCCGCGCACGGCUCACGGCGACUGUGUGUCACACCCUCGCUCAAGCCCACCCACGCCCUCUUGAUACCGCAGCGACCCGCCCACGCUGUCGGACCACCACCAUCACCCCGCCGCCGCCACCACGCGCCGCAGAAAGUGCGUAAAUAAGUGAACAGCCAAGACACGCGGCCCGCAAGGGCGAGAGGCCGAGGCUCGCAGCUCGCAACAUGGACUUGCCGCAGCGACGUCGGACUGCUGCUCUGAUGCGCUGUCUGGCCUUGGCUGCAUGACGGGCCGCAGCGACAGCAGCAGCAGCAGCAGCACGGCGGGCCGUUGUGCUGCAGUGUGGCGGGCCACAGCUGUAGCAGCAGCAGCGAGGCGCGUGUGGGUCGCCGCGCAGUGGUGCCCCGAGGCCGCCGGCGCCUCCUCUCGGAAUGGCGCUUCUCAGUUCUGGGUUUUCCAGUGUACUAUUUUAGCCACAUGAGUUAUACGCCCUACGAAGAAGAUAGAAAAAGCAUAUAUGCGCCAGCUGUACGCCAAGCGCAGACACGUUUGUCCCCUUGCUCAUGCGUCAGUAUUAUGUGAUUCUGAGGUUACUGUAAGCAUCAAAUAAUUCAAUACAAAUACGUCUUUACUCAAACAUUUUUAGCGCAUCUUCCUUUUUUUUCUCUUAAGCUGUUAAUGAAGUCUCGAAGAAAGGAGUCUCAUGCAAUAAUCUAUCCUUGCCCGGGCCGAAGGGAGCGUGACUCCGUUGGACUCCGGAAGGAAGCAGCAGCAGCAGGAGCAGAGGCACGAAAGGCGACCCUCGUCCGCUCUCGAAACAAGUCACCAACGAACACCCUUCCCCGGACCCCCUGACCCUUGACCCCUUAGGCAGCCAGGGGGUCACGCGCCCAGCCCUCCCGGACGCAACACUUUAAGGGAAAAAAGAC